GAGAUGAGGCUCUUAUUUUGUUACAGUAACACCUUCACCUACAAUAAUACAGUACAGUGACCCAGGUAUCCAAGGCAUUGGAUGUGUCGGCUCGCGCUGUGCCGUAUUUCAAGGUUAAGUAAUGGAAUUUCCUACUGCCCAGUGCAUGAUGGAUCUCAUUAGGUAAAGAAUGGCCAUUUUUUUCCCCUUCCAACUCCAUCCAUUCUCCGUAACCAACAGCAAGUGCCACUUCCCACGUCUUUGUCGUCACUUCGAUCAAAUGAAGAAAAUUCUCCAAAUCACCUUGUAUUUUCCGAGGGAGGAUCCGAGCACCUGAUUGACCAUCUACUACUGUGCGCGUAACAAAAAAUCCCUUCAAAGGAAAAAUCCGUCCGAACAAAUCCGACCAUCUCCAGGCACAAAUUGGUCAUCUCUCAGUGGCCACACAACUAUGAUUUAUUAAGUGGUGACCGCCCGGACCGCCCCCUACCGUGUCCAUUCACCAUUGCACUCUUAUGGGGUGCCAAAAAAAGAAGCAGUCUACCACGAGAACAAGCAAAUUUAAGAAAAGAAAGACUUGAGUCUGAUCAGACAGAGAUGCAAACAAUCCUUUUGCUAUCAUGAGUUCUGAUUAACUUAUUCCUUACAUUCCUUGGUCUCUCUCCUCGCAAGUGACCGAGGACGACAAAACAGCUGUCAAUGGCAGCUCCUCCCCCUCCCCCUCUCAAUGACCACCACCUCAGACGUCCGGAUGACGACAUCAAAGAACCAGAACUCAUCGACUGGUACGGCGACAAUGACCCAGAAAACCCAUAUCGAUGGUCGUUGACCAGAAAAUGGAUCAUCACCGUCGUCGGUUGUAUGGCCACCUUCACCACCAUCCUCAACGGGACCAUGAUCACCGUGGCUCACGCCGCCAUCAACGAAGAAUUCAACGUCAGCGACGAGACUUUUCCAAAUUCAUACUGGCCCAUUACCAGCUGGGCGCUGGGUGGUGCGUUAUCCGGACUGGUCGUUCUUCCACUCAUGGAGGACUUUGGCGUGCGGCCGGCGUUCCUCAUCACCUACAUCGUCUUCAUCUGCUUCAUCAUCCCCCAAGCUGUGGCACAAAACUUUGCCACCUUGAUCGUCUCACGAUUCUUCUCCGGUGGCUGCGUGGCCGUCUUGGGCAACACGGCAUGCGCGUUGAUCGGCAACAUCUGGGAGGGCGACCGGGCCCGGACCAUCCCUUUAAGCAUGUUCGUCACUCUUUACCUGGCAGGAAGCAGCAUGGGACCGGUCAUUUCGGCAGUCAUCUUCCAAACCCUCGGGUGGCGUUGGAUAUCGUACAUGCAGCUGAUCUGGUACUCGGCUUUGUUCCCCAUGUACUUCUUCUUCUUCAAGGAAAGUCGGGGCAACAUCAUUCUGCAGAAGAGGGUGCAAAAGCUACGCAAAGCCGGCAAAUUGGUCCGAAGCCCUCAUGACGACGUGAGCAAUGAUUCGAUAUUUAGGAAGCUGGCCCGGAGCACGAAACGACCACUGUGGAUGCUCUUCACCGAACCCGUCUUGUUUGUUUUUACUUUGUGGUCAGCGUUCAUGGUCGGCACGGUGUAUCUCUUUACGCAAUCCGUUGAGCAGGUCUUUGGAGGCUUGUACGAUUGGACCCCGUCUCAGGCCGGCUACGUGCAGGCCGCGAUUGUGGUUGGCGAAUGCAUCGGCUGGACUGGGGCUUUGAUCUCGGCAAAACUGUACUUUGCUUCUGUUUCACGAAACACCGAAGUCCCCGGCACACCUAUACCCGAGGCGAGACUGUACGUCAGUGUUUUUGGAAGUUUCGUCGGGGUCGUCGGUGGGAUGAUGGUGUAUGCCUGGACCAGUUACUCAUUCCUGCCCUGGAUCGCUCCGGCCGUCGGGCUGGCUAUGGUCGGGUACGGGAUAGACGUCGUUGUUAUAGCGAUCGCAGACUACGUCGUGGAUGCCUAUGCCAGAUAUGCCGCGAGCGCCGUGGCCGCCAUCGUAUUUGGUGAGAACCUCUUCUCCGCCUUUCUGCCACUGGCAGCUCAGUCCAUGUACGCCAACCUGGGAUUUCGAUGGGCCAGCAGCCUGUUGGGCUUCCUUGCCUUGGCACUAUCGUUUGCACCGGUGUGUGUCUUGAUAUGGGGCAGAAAGCUUCGAGAAAGAAGUCCAUUCAUGAAGGAAGCGAUUGUCGAGAAAAGGCUCCACGCCCCCCUUUGACAUUGAUGAUGAAAAUGAACAACGAUACAGAUGAUCCAU
Messenger RNA from Exophiala oligosperma, 2232 nucleotides. RefSeq lists its product as uncharacterized. The transcript has a single exon. Gene Ontology annotation, biological process: transmembrane transport. The coding region runs from base 679 to 2193 and encodes 504 amino acids. NCBI's taxonomy places the organism in Eukaryota, Fungi, Ascomycota, Eurotiomycetes, Chaetothyriales, Herpotrichiellaceae. Gene Ontology annotation, molecular function: transmembrane transporter activity. The record is from RefSeq and is a predicted model, not a curated record.